CUCAUGCACGCUGCAGAAAGCCUUGGCUGUCCGUCCGUGCAGAGCAGCUCGUAAUUCUGCACAGAUUGAAUUUUGUUUUGUAUGUUAAACCAAAGGCCAGGGUGAUCGCGUACUACAAACAAAUGCGUUUUGGUUUAUGCAGUUUACGCAUUUCAUGUUUACGUGGUGUUUGUGCUGUCAGUCUGCGACACGUGUGUGGUCUCAAAACAACUGCAAACAUGCCCAAAAGAGCCAAGAAGAAUGAGGAAUCUGUAGAAGGGGAGGCAGACAAUGGAACUGCACCUGCAAAGAAAGAGAAAAAGGGGAAAGAACCCGAAGCCCCAAUUUUAUAUGAAGAUCCCCCAGAUAAGACGACCAGUAAGGAUGGCCGUCCAGCCAACAUGAAGAUCACCUCCUGGAAUGUGGAUGGGCUACGUGCAUGGGUGAAAAAGAAGGGACUUGAUUGGGUACGUUCAGAGGACCCAGAUGUGCUGUGCCUGCAAGAAACCAAGUGUGCUGAGAAAUCACUUCCAUCUGAGAUCACUGACAUGCCUGAGUAUCCACACAAGUACUGGGCUGGAUCAGAGGACAAAGAGGGUUACAGUGGAGUGGCCAUGUUAUGCAAGACUGAGCCUCUCAAUGUCACCUAUGGUAUCGGUAAGGAAGAACAUGAUAAAGAGGGUCGCGUUAUCACUGCCGAAUUUCCGUCUUUUUUCCUUGUGACGGCAUAUGUGCCUAAUGCCAGCCGUGGUCUGGUGAGGCUUGACUACCGCAAGACCUGGGACGUAGAUUUUAGGGCCUAUCUAAGCAGCUUGGAUCAGCGCAAGCCCCUGGUGUUGUGCGGUGAUCUGAAUGUGGCCCACCAAGAGAUCGAUCUUAAAAACCCCAAGGGUAACCGCAAGAAUGCUGGCUUCACCCCUGAGGAACGUGAGGGCUUUACCCAGCUGUUGGCGGCCGGUUUUACUGAUAGUUUCCGGGAGCUGUAUCCAGAGCAGGCAUAUGCCUACACCUUCUGGACGUACAUGAUGAACUCACGGGCCAAAAACGUGGGCUGGCGCUUGGACUACUUUGUGCUGUCAAAUGCCUUGCUGCCAAGCCUGUGUGACAACAAGAUUCGUAACACUGCCAUGGGAAGUGACCACUGUCCCAUUACCCUGUUUUUGGCUGUAUAGAUCAGGUGUCUUGUAUGUCCUAUCCAGAGCCACAACCAUUUAGUCUCUGAAUUACUUUUCUAGUGCUUUGGUUAAACACAUUUUGCAUAUAUGCAGAAGGGUCUAGCUUUGUUAGUCUUAGAUUUUUGCUCUGAAAAACAAAAACCAGUCCAGAUACUUUUUGUUAUUGAUUUUACAUCAUUGCUAAUUGACACUAAAAUAGCACCAUAAGCAGAAUAAUACAUGCUUUUUUCCAUGUUUUAUUUGUUGUAUUUUAGAAACCCUUGUUGGAUAUCUAAAUUAGAAACACUGUCAAAACUACUGUAACAAACGUUGACUCAAUGCUGUGAUAAUAAGAGAUGAAGAUUUAAUAAGCUCUUUGGGUUUGGGCCUUGGUGCUAUUUUAACUCUUGGCCGUUACAAUGCUUCCUCUUCAAAUGGCGAAGCCAUUGCCAUUGGUUGUUUCAUGUUGCUACAUAUGCUCAAUUCAAACAAGAUGAGUUUUAGAAAACUAUACAUUAAAUGAAAAUGUUAUACUUUGUUUCUUUCUGUCUGUUACCUUUUGAAAUAAACUGUAGUUUAUUAAAAAAAUC
This is a messenger RNA of Paramisgurnus dabryanus, 1723 nucleotides long. It is a transcript of the gene apex1, whose product is annotated as APEX nuclease (multifunctional DNA repair enzyme) 1. The record is from RefSeq and is a predicted model, not a curated record. Gene Ontology annotation, molecular function: double-stranded DNA 3'-5' DNA exonuclease activity; DNA-(apurinic or apyrimidinic site) endonuclease activity; DNA binding. NCBI's taxonomy places the organism in Eukaryota, Metazoa, Chordata, Actinopteri, Cypriniformes, Cobitidae. Gene Ontology annotation, cellular component: nucleus. Gene Ontology annotation, biological process: base-excision repair.